GAUACUAUUCAAAUGAUCUUAAACGGCAUGCAUCCAGUUAGACUGAGGUCGCUCAUGACUAGGAGAGUUACUCCUGUAGGUUAACUGGUUUAGUAGCCUCCCGACUUGUUCCACAUCUGUUGUGCGUUCUGUUCAAAGUCAAGGAGAAAUGAUUGAAUACGCAUUUUUGCACAAAAAGAAGAAAAGGAGAGAAAAUAUGUUCUGUGUUUUCGGAUUUUUUCUAGUCCUGCAUUGCAUGGUUUAUUUAAUAUACGAAAUUGCAGUAACUUCACUGGAGCUCAAUUCUAAAAGAAAACGCCGGGAUGUUGAGAACGAAACGCAAUGCAUAUCCUCACAGUCGUCUGAAUUACCUGAGGGGUUUUUCACAGCACAGGAGUGGAAGGACGUUGGAAUUAUUAUAUAUGUUUUGAUCAUUGUUUACAUGCUUAUUGCAGUAUCCAUAGUUUGUGACGAUUACUUCUUACCAUCGCUCGAAAUUAUCAGGGAACGUCUUGGGCUUUCUCCUGAUGUUGCAGGAGCUACUUUUAUGGCAGCUGGGAGCUCGGCCCCAGAACUGGUAAAAGCAUUUCUAGGGGUUUUUGCGACGAAGGGAAACAUUGGUGUUGGUAGAAUUGUUGGAUCGGCAGUCUUCAAUCUCCUUGGUAUUUGUGCUGCGUGUGGACUCUUUACGUCUGUGGUGGGUCGUCUCUCCUGCUGGCCUUUGUUUAGAGACAGUGUGGCAUAUGCCAUUAGUGUGGUAGCUGUGCUUGCUGUCAUUUCUGAUAACAAAGUAUACUGGUACGAAGCAGCCAGUUUGUUACUGGUGUAUGGGCUGUACAUUGUUGCACUUUGUUUUGACACUCACGUCCACAAGCGCAUAGUGAAGUGGGUCAGACCGUGCCUGAGCACAGGGGAGGAGCACCACUGUGAAGAGCAGCCUCUGAUUGGCUGGAACGAUACGAGCAGUCUUCCGGUUCGUCGAAGCACCAGGGCCGACAGCAGAACCUUCUUUGAUGAUUCGGGUUACUCUCACCUGUCCCUCAGCCUUCACGGACUGAAUGAAAUAUCACAAGAUCAGAGCAGCGUCUUUACAAUGCCUGCGAGUGAGCUGAAGAGAGUCCUAUGGGUGAUGUCCUUCCCUGUGAUCCUGCUGCUGUACCUAACUGUCCCCGACUGUCAAAGAAGGUUCUGGAAGAACUGGUUCAUGGUUACCUUCUUCAUGUCUUCAGUGUGGAUAUCGGCCUUCACUUACAUACUGGUGUGGAUGGUCACUGCUGUGGGAGAAGCUCUGCACAUACCAGACACGGUGAUGGGCCUCACUCUGUUGACUGCAGGGACGAAGAUUCCGGACAUUAUUUCCAGUGUUAUGGUGGCCAGAGAAGGUAAGGGAGACAUGGUAAUGUCAAACACUGUGGGAUCGAGCGUAUUCAACAUGCUGUGUCUGGGAUUGCCCUGGUUCAUCAAGGCAGCACUGGUGGAUCCAGCCUCCCCAGUGGAGGUGAACAGCAGCGGGCUGAUCUUCACUGCAGGGACUCUUCUCCUCUCCGUCACGGUCUUGUACGUAACUGUGCAUCUCAACGGAUGGAAACUGGACAGGAAGCUUGGCCUGGCUUCCUUGUCGUUCUACCUUCUCUUCACAACGUUGACCAUCCUGUAUCAACUCGGGGUUAUAGGCAACAGCCCAGCGCACAUGUGUACUUAAUCAUUCAAUAUCAUCGCAUCUCAGGGACGAGCAGUUAUAUUGAAGACUUGAUCAGUUAUCAAAUCCCGGCUGAUGGAUAUUCGCAGCCGACAUGGAGCAUUAUUGAUCAAGGAAACAUA
Messenger RNA from Conger conger (European conger), 1800 nucleotides. Its product is annotated as sodium/potassium/calcium exchanger 5-like. Gene Ontology annotation, molecular function: calcium channel activity; calcium, potassium:sodium antiporter activity. The transcript has 9 exons. The record is from RefSeq and is a predicted model, not a curated record. Gene Ontology annotation, biological process: intracellular calcium ion homeostasis; calcium ion transmembrane transport; melanocyte differentiation. Bases 149 to 1681 code for a protein of 510 amino acids. Gene Ontology annotation, cellular component: membrane. Lineage: Eukaryota; Metazoa; Chordata; Actinopteri; Anguilliformes; Congridae.